UUGUUGGUCUUAAUAACCUGGUCCUGUAUCGCACAGACAAAACCCUCGGUUUCCCCAAAGAGGUCACCGAAACGUAGCCAGUGGAGGGAGGCGACUACUUAUGACAUCCUAGAUAGAAAAAUAUCAAAGUCAUUAUUAAAAAAAAGUUUAAGUUACCAACUUGGAAUAAGAGGGUUAAAAGCCAGUACUCAAGAAUGUAUGUGUCAAGGACGCUCAGGACCUCUUGCUUUGCAACCAGCGCGUUAA
Molecule: messenger RNA, 246 nt
Organism: Parnassius mnemosyne (clouded apollo)
Lineage: Eukaryota; Metazoa; Arthropoda; Insecta; Lepidoptera; Papilionidae
Source: the annotation of a GenBank genome assembly